This is a messenger RNA of Acanthosepion pharaonis, 705 nucleotides long. The record is from the annotation of a GenBank genome assembly. NCBI's taxonomy places the organism in Eukaryota, Metazoa, Mollusca, Cephalopoda, Sepiida, Sepiidae.
AUGUAUAAAGAAUUAACCCUUAUACAGCUGGAAAAUCUUAGCCACAACAUCUAUCUAUCUGAUUCUUUUCAUUAUCUGUCUAUCUCAUUCAUUUCAUUAUCUCUCUAUCUAUCUCAUUCUGUUCAUUAUCUCUCUAUCUAUCUCAUUCUUUUCAUUAUCUAUCUAUCUAUCUAUCUCAUUCUGUUCAUUAUCUAUCUAUCUCAUUCUUUUCAUUAUCUAUCUAUCUCAUUCUGUUCAUUAUCUAUCUAUCUAUCUUUUCUCCAUCUAUCAUCUAUCUAUCUAUCUAUCUAUCUAUCUAUUACAUUCCAUUCAUUAUCUAUCUAUCUAUCUAUCUAUCUAUCUAUCUAUUACAUUCUGUUCAUUAUCUAUCUAUCUAUCUAUCUAUCUAUCUAUCUAUCUAUCUAUUACAUUCUGUUCAUUAUCUAUCUAUCUAUCUAUCUAUCUAUCUAUCUCAUUCAUUUUCAUUAUCUAUCUAUCUAUCUAAUUCUGUUCUAUCUAUCUAUCUAUCUAAUUCUGUUCAUUAUCUAUCUAUCUAUCUAUCUCAUUCUUUUCAUUAUCUAUCUAUCUAUCUAUCUCAUUCUGUUCAUUAUCUAUCUAUCUAUCUAUCUCAUUCUGUUCAUUAUCUAUCUAUCUAUCUAUCUAUCUCAUUCUUUUCAUUAUCUAUCUAUCUCAUUCUUUUCAUUAUCUAUCUAUCUAUCUAUCUAA